Messenger RNA from Meloidogyne enterolobii, 228 nucleotides. The record is from the annotation of a GenBank genome assembly. Lineage: Eukaryota; Metazoa; Nematoda; Chromadorea; Rhabditida; Meloidogynidae.
UGUGUUUUCCGGAAUGUGUUUUUGUUUAUCUUCAUGUUUUAUUUUUAUUCUGAUUUUCUGAUGUUUUGUGUUUUAUUUUUUGUUGUUUUGAUGUUUUUAUGUUUUGAUUUUAUUCUGAUUUUGUUUAAUUUCAUGUUUUAUUUUUAUUCUGAUGUUUCUUUGUUUUGUGUUUUAUUCUUAUUCUGUUGUUGCUCAAUCUUUGCAGUUGUGUUUUUAAUGUGUUUUUAA